CGUCUUAUCUAGUUCGCGCGGUGCUAUCUGGUGCCGUGCUUGUGUUUAAAACUGAAUCUUUUGCUACUUAAAUAUUGAAAUAGUGGAAUAUAACGAGGGACAUCUCAUCCAGGUGAUCCAGGAGCAAUGUCAUGUCUGACGAGCCCAUGCCCGGCGUACGCUCAAGGCGCCGCCGGCGCAGCGUUCGCGAACCUCAUCACGCACCUGCUCGCUGCUCAGUGCCUUAUCUCCGAAGACUGGCCCCAGGACCGCACUGAUGAGGUUUCAGAUGGAGACUCUUUCGACUUCAUCAUCGUCGGCGCAGGCACGGCGGGGUCUCUCCUGGCAUCCAGGCUGACGGAGGUCGAAGACUGGAAAGUGCUGCUCUUGGAAGCUGGCGACGAUCCGCCUAUAGAGUCCAUUAUUCCGAAUUUUUCUGGAGCUACUCACAGAAGCAUACACGCGUGGCAAUAUUACACAGAAAUAGAUAAUACUACCAACAGAGCGAGCAGAGACGGAAGGUCUUUUUGGCCUCGCGGCAGAGUCCUCGGAGGCACUGGAUCGAUCAAUGGGCUGCUGCACAUGAGAGGCAGUGCUGGAGAUUACAAAUCUUGGAACUUUGACGGAGAGUGGGACUGGCCGACUAUUAAGGAAUACUUCAAAAAGUCUGAAAAAAUAGUUGAUCCAUUCAUCCUAAGUGACCCUGAACUCAAAGAAAAUUAUGGAACGGAUGGCGAAUUUGUUAUUGAUCAACUGAAUUUCACACACCCUGAAAUAGUUGACAAACUAACGCAAGCUUAUGAAGAACUUGGACUAAAGUACUUGGAUGACAUAAACGGCCCUAGCCAACUGGGCGUAGGCAAAAUAAGAGGAGGCAACCAUAAAGGCAAAAGAGUUAGCACGGCCACCGCUUUUCUCAACCAAGCUAAAGACCGAAAGAAUUUGUUCGUGUUAAAAAAAUCUUUCGUUACUGAAGUCAUUAUUGACGACGAAUUCUUUGCUCGAGGUGUUAAAGCUGUCAUAAAACCGGGCAUCGGAGUUACAUUUAACGCUAAUAAAGAAGUAAUUUUAUGUGCUGGAGCAAUAAACACGCCAGUGCUACUGAUGGUAUCUGGCGUGGGACCUAGAAAGCAUUUAAGUAAGUUUGGUAUAAGUACUAAAGCGUCUCUACCUGUUGGUAGAAAUCUGCAGGAUCACGUCAGAAUACCGAUUCCUGUAACAAUUGACACAGGUGCUAAAUCAAAAGACGAAAUAUACUGGCUAAGAGCAGCCGCUCAAUAUUUGCUAGAUCAAACUGGACCGCAUGCUACAAAUUACGAUCAACCAAACGUAAACGCUUUCUUAGCACUUUCUGAAAAUGCUACAUUGCCUGAUGUACAGGUAGAUCAUAAUUAUUUCGUACCAAACACUUCAUACGUUUACUCAAUGUGCUCGGAUAUAAUGUCUUUCCAAGACAACAUUUGUAAGCAAUUUGAGAGUUUUAACGAAAAUAAAGAAUUGAUUAUAUUCUUUAUAUCACUGUGUAGGCCACAUUCCAAGGGUAAAAUAUUGUUGCGUACCAAAAACAGCUCAGAUUUACCUAAGAUAUAUCCGAAGUACUUUAGUGACAAGCGGGACAUGGAAACUUUCGUCAAAGGCAUACAAAAACUUACUGAGAUAAUUAACACCCCGACUUUUAAAAAUGUUAAGGCCGAGUUGCGAAGGAUAAGUCAUAAGGAUUGUGAUGAAACUGAAUUUGCUAGUGAUGAAUAUUGGGAAUGCAUGGCAAGAACUGUUACGUACAAUGUUUAUCAUCCUGUAGGAACAGCUAAAAUGGGGCGAUCUAUGGAUGAUUCGUCGGUUUUAGAUUAUAAGCUGAACGUGUACGGAGUGCAACGACUAAGAGUGGCAGAUGCCAGUGCAAUGCCGACCAUACCAAGUGUUAAUACUAAUGCUGCAGUAAUGAUGAUUGCAGAAAGGGCAGCAGACUUUAUAAAAGAAACAUAUGAAAAUAGUCACAUAAAGGACGAGUUAUAACAAAUAUUGAAGAAAUCUAACAAGUUCUUACAUAAAUGCAAUUAAUACCAGUUAAGAUAAUCUAGAACAAAUUAUAAUUGAAAUAGGUAAUACGUUUUGAAAUAACAGUCAGUAGGUCGUAAAUUAGCUCUUAAUGCACUGUUUUAGUGUUUAUUCUCAUGCAUUUCUUCUACAUAACUAGUUCAAUUUAAUUGAAAACCGUUUAGUAACACUUUGUGUAUCGAUAAUAAAUAUUCCGGAGUAUUUAAAAUAAACUAUUUUUUAUAUUUUAAUCUAAACUAUCCAGCGGAAAGUGAAAUCUAUGUAUGUAAUCUGUAAA
Molecule: messenger RNA, 2314 nt
Organism: Ostrinia furnacalis (Asian corn borer)
Lineage: Eukaryota; Metazoa; Arthropoda; Insecta; Lepidoptera; Crambidae
Product: glucose dehydrogenase [FAD, quinone]
Exons: 4
Coding region: 127-1995 (622 amino acids)
Molecular function (GO): oxidoreductase activity, acting on CH-OH group of donors; flavin adenine dinucleotide binding
Source: RefSeq, a predicted model, not a curated record